CCAACAUGUCGGGGAACCAUCCUUAACCGGCACGUGGCUGUCACUUAUCCAACAACGAUCCCACGAAUCGUCGUCAUGACCCCGGUUUUACCGUUUCGGCCGGUUGUUUCUCCCAAAUCUUACGGCUCUCACUCACUUUUCCUUCUAUAUAAGGCGAUGAUCUCUCAAUUAGACAGAGAACUCUUCUCUUCAGAAUCUGAAAAGCCAUAAUAGCUAGAGAGCAGUGUAUCUGUUGCAGAUGAACAGAGUGAUUAGUCAGUUUUCCUGUAAGUUGAUGAACGACAAGUGUGUCAGAGGCGGCGAUACGACGACUCUCCGAUCUGCCGUCAAAGAAUCGGCCUCAGUUAGUUCUACUUCGUCGCAUAGUUCAGUCGCAUCACCGUCGUCGUCUUCUGGGCGGAGAAUCAGAGGCGAUCUGGAAUCGAGCCGAUUUGGUGCGGCGGCGAGCGAGAAGCUGAGGCAGGCGGAGGAGUCUUUAAGGACGGUUAUGUUUCUGAGCUGUUGGGGAUCUUGUUAGAUAUGUUGGAGUUGAAGAUAUAUAAAUCAAAGCAUUUCCAUAUGUAAAUAUUUUUUUUUCCUCUUUGUAGUCUUUUUGAAUUUCUGUCAAUCUAAUUACAAAACGGAAAGUUGUGAUGAACAAAAAUGGUUAACCAGUUUUUUUUUUUCACAAAAUUUCAUGAAAUACAGUAAGUUGGAUCUAUAGGUUCUUCUCCAUAUUUUUGCAUAUGGAUUUUGAUUAUUUGAACUACACAGAUUAGAAAACUAUUGAUAAUUUAAGAGUUCCA
Molecule: messenger RNA, 785 nt
Organism: Eruca vesicaria subsp. sativa (arugula)
Lineage: Eukaryota; Viridiplantae; Streptophyta; Magnoliopsida; Brassicales; Brassicaceae
Source: the annotation of a GenBank genome assembly